CGUUUUCGAAGUACACGACAUUUUUGAGAUUUGGCAUGAUGAUGGCGUCGUCCCAGGAGACUUGGCGCGAUGGUACGUCACCACCAAUUCCAGCAAGACCAGAAUCGUACAUGCCGCAUGCCCUCCAUCUCGGCCUCGUGUCGAAGGAUCCGUCUGAUGUGCUCACCGCCGACUCAUUCAAGACUGUGCGAACAAAGGCGCGCCACCUUGCAAUUCUGUGCGGGUUCCAAGUUCGAAUGGCCAAGGGCGGCAGCAACAAACGACGUGUGUGGGUAUGUGCCAGUGCUGCCGAGUGUCCCUUCGCCAUCGUCGCCCAGAACAACAAGCAUGGCAUCGAGAUCAGAGCCAAGCUCGAGCACAACCACGCUUUCCAUGUCAUGCCGGAGCAAGGCAAGCGGUACACCACCGCCACGACCGAAGAACUCGCAUGCUACGUGCGGCAGUCGGACGUGUACCAGCACGCGACGGACAUCAAUAAACUCACUGGAAAGCAGAUCUCGGACGUUGUCUUUACCUACACAGGACGGCACGUCAAGGCGAACCGCGCCAGUGUCAUCAAGAAGCUGCUCGUUCAUUUCCCCGAGCGAGUGGUGCCUUGUGCGUCUCUCUUCCGCGGCCACCACUCUGAGCCUCCGCAACCUCUGUCGUCCACCCCCCUCCUCUCUGUACCGUCCUCGUCGCGUCCGCCGCCUUCCUCACAUCACCCCACUCUCGCCAUGCUCCCUGUCGAUGCGUCUCCCGUUAAGACCAUGGCCGAAGCCGUGUGGGACUGCUUUGUGUGCAUCGUCAACGCCCCGUGGACCGUCGAGCGCCUCGGCGUCGCGCGCGUCCGCCACAUGGUCGCCGUCUUCAAGCACGACCGCGACACGCUGCGGGCCACGCUGCUCAUGACGUGUCCGCGGUACCACGCGCUGCCGUGCAUGGCGACCAACCCCCCAGACGUCGAGCAGUUUGUCGAGCAGUACCUUCGGCAAACCGACCUCGGGUUCUAUUGACAAGUCCCGUGUAUCAAUAUAUUUGGAGUGAUGUUGUAUGCC
Aphanomyces astaci is the source of this 1037-nucleotide messenger RNA. RefSeq lists its product as hypothetical. NCBI's taxonomy places the organism in Eukaryota, Oomycota, Saprolegniomycetes, Saprolegniales, Verrucalvaceae. The record is from RefSeq and is a predicted model, not a curated record. Bases 36 to 995 code for a protein of 319 amino acids. The transcript has 2 exons.